Cyclocybe aegerita is the source of this 1851-nucleotide messenger RNA. The record is from the annotation of a GenBank genome assembly. NCBI's taxonomy places the organism in Eukaryota, Fungi, Basidiomycota, Agaricomycetes, Agaricales, Hemipholiotaceae.
AUGAGAACGAGGAAUCGACUGUCUGGAAUCCACUUCGCACCAAUAAUGCUCAUAACGAAAUCCCUCAAUUUGGUCUGUUUUCUUAGCAUUUUUGGGUCUGUGCACUCCGUCUCGUCGACAACGGAUAUCUCGUCCUCAACAUUGGUGUCAAGCCCUCCGUCUCCUGCAACUUCCUCGAAGCCAGCAACAACACCCACAAAUCGACCAACCUUUCCACCCGUUGGUUCAGUCCCUAGAGAUUACUCAGCUGCCGGCUUAGAGAAAAUAUGGGACUUGGUCGGAUGCCCCGUGUCCCCACCCCCACUCACAACGACCCGCAUCCCACAGACACCUAUCCCCGUGCCCACACCACCUGCCCUAUAUCCCGAGUGGUUCUCACCCCGGCCAGCUAACCUGCUGCCCAACCUCAAGUUUCCUGAGGGAUUUGUGUUUGGCGUGGCGACGGCUGCGUUCCAAGUCGAAGGGGCGGCGAAAGCGGAUGGGAAGGGCCCGAGUAUAUGGGAUUGGAACAGUCGACAGCCUGGGGGUGUGCCGGAUGGGUCGACCGGUGAUGUUGUGGAUUUGCAGUACUACUUGUACAAGGAAGACGUCGAACGCGUGGCUGCGCUGGGCGUCAACGCACACUCGUUCUCGGUAUCCUGGGCGCGGAUCUUCCCCUUCGGCACUGCCGACUCUCCUCUAAAUCAAGCUGGCCUCGACCAUUACUCUGAUGUGAUCGACUACCACCUUCAGGCAGGCGUUGAACCGAUCGUGACAUUAUUCCAUUGGGACACCCCACUCGCGCUGCACGCGUAUUACGGCGGGUUCAUGGCACCCGAGAGCGUAGACGACUUCGUACACUACUCAAAGACUGUGUUUAAAGCAUACAACGGCCGUGUCAAGACCUGGUUCACGUUCAACGAACCACGAGGGUUCUGUGGUUUCUUCGGGAGUAAUCAGUUCACGUUCGGUGCCAUUCUGCCACCACCACUUAACGUGUCUUCGGCGCCGUUCUAUUGUAUCUACAACAUCCUUCGAGCACAUGCUGGCGCCGUCAAAGCAUUCCGAGAGAUGGGAAUCGAAGGCGAGAUCUCGUUCAAGAGCGAGAACUUCAUUGGGCCUCCUUGGAGAACAAACAGCACCGAAGACACUGAGGCCUCUGAGCGGCGCACUACAUUCCAGAUUGGUAUCUUCGCAGACCCCGUGUUCAAGACCGGCGACUGGCCGAAGAUACUGACGGACACCCUGCCGCCUGAGUAUCUACCCCGACUGACGGAGGAAGAGAAGAAGGAUAUUCUCGGCUCCGCCGACUUCUUCGCCAUCGACGCCUACCGCGUACAACCCGUGCGUGCGCCACCCGACGGUCUCGCCGCCUGCGUCUCCAACUCGUCGCACCCCAACUGGCCGGUCUGUAACAUCGCGGUGCAGUUCAACUCCACGACGGGCUGGAGCGUCGGCCCUGCAGCGGAUUGGCUCGUGAAUGGCGCCCCGGGGUCGAUCCAGUCGACGCCUACGCUGAUGAGGCCGUUCUUUAGGGAGCUACAGAGGAGGUGGCCUACGAAUAAGAUGUAUAUUUCAGAAUUUGGGUUCAUAGAGCCGUUCGAGCAGCUGAGGACGGAGGUCUUCCGUAUUGCAGAGGAUGUAACGCGAACCAAUUAUUAUAUGACGUACGUUGGCGAGGUUCUGAAAGCCAUCCAUGAAGACAAAUUGCCGAUAAAAGGUCUCAUUGCGUGGGCGAUGCUCGACAACGCGGAAUGGAAUUCGGGACUCACUGCGAGGUUCGGCAUCCAGCACGUUAACUACACGACUCUCGAAAGGACGUUCAAACGAUCCGCGCUGUCCCUAUCGGAAUUCUUCAAGGCGCAUCUUUGA